Messenger RNA from Microthlaspi erraticum, 1773 nucleotides. NCBI's taxonomy places the organism in Eukaryota, Viridiplantae, Streptophyta, Magnoliopsida, Brassicales, Brassicaceae. The record is from the annotation of a GenBank genome assembly.
AUGUUGAAGAAGUACGCUACAGAUGUUUUGGCGAUUUUUGAAACCCACGCGGGAGGAGAUCGAGCGAGUAAGAUCUGUCGGGGUUUGGGGUUCGAAAAUUCUUACAAAGUUGAUGCGACUGGGCAGAGUGGAGGUUUGUGGCUUUUGUGGAGAACGAGCAUCGGGGACGUGGUUGUUGUGGAGGCUUCCGACCAAUUUAUUCAUGCUCGUAUCGCUAAUGGGGAUGAGAUAGUGCAUGUAAUUGCUGUAUACGCAUCUCCUACGGUGAGCAGGAGGAGCGGCUUAUGGGAUGAGUUACGAAGGGUGAUUGGGGGUUUGGACGGUCCGGUCUUGGUGGGCGGUGAUUUUAAUACAAUUGUGAGAGUGGAUGAGCGUUCUGGUGGCAAUGGUUGUCUGUCGCCGGACUCGCUGGCUUUUGGCGAAUGGAUCAAUGAUUUUUCUUUAAUCGAUAUGGGGUUUCGAGGGAACCAGUUCACUUCGAGACGAGGAAAGGUAGUGCGUCACUUUGUGGCGAAGAGGUUAGAUCGUGUUUUCUACUGUGCACACGCACGAUUGAAAUGGCAGGAGGCCGUGGUCACACACCUUCCAUUUCUCUCGUCAGACCAUGCACCACUUUAUAUUCAGCUUUCUCCGGAGAUUGCUGGUGACCCGAGAAGGAGACCCUUCCGGUUUGAAGCGGCAUGGCUCAAACACGACGGCUUCCAGGACCUUAUGAAAGCCUCAUGGAAAGGAGAUUUGAACACGAAUGUGGCUUUGCGCCCGUCAGACACGCUACUGGUUCGGGAAGAGGAUCUGAUAAAGGCACUUGAUGUUGUGCUUGAGCAAGAGGAGAUGAUAUGGUUUCAGAAGUCGCGGGAAAAAUGGAUACCACUUGGAGAUCGAAACACUCGGUUCUUCCACACAUCCACAGUGAUUAGGCGACAGAGAAACCGCAUAGAGAUGCUGAAGAGGAGUGAUGGUAGCUGGAUUACAGAUAGUGCAGAGAUGGAGUUACUCGCAAGGGAGUUCUCGGCCUUUGAGAUUGAAGCGGCUGUGCGUGGUAUGGGGAAAUAUAAAACCCCAGGACCGGAUGGCUAUCAACCGGUGUUUUACCAGAGUUGUUGGGACACGGUGGGGACUUCAGUGGUCCGUUUUGUGCUGGAUUUCUUUGCCACAGGCGUCCUCCCGCCGGAAACGAACGAUGUGCUUCUGGUCCUGAUUCCGAAGGUGAACAAACCUGUAAGCAUUACGCAAUUCCGUCCUAUCAGCCUAUGUAAUGUCUUGUUCAAGACUAUUACCAAGGUAAUGGUGGAAAGGUUAAAGUUGGUGAUAUCUAAAUUGAUCGGACCGGCGCAAGCAAGCUUUAUUUUUGGGAGAUUGAGUACUGAUAACAUAGUUCUGGUUCAAGAGGCGGUGCACUCGAUGAGACGCAAGGAAGGGCGGAAAGGAUGGAUGUUACUGAAGCUAGAUCUUGAGAAGGCCUAUGACAGGAUUCGUUGGGACUUUUUGGAGGACACGCUUACUGCAGUUGGGCUACCUGAGGCUUGGAUAUGCUGGAUUCUGAGGUGCGUAACAGGUCCAGCGAUGAAUUUACUGUGGAACGGUGAGAAGACCGAAGCAUUUACUCCUUCACGAGGUCUCAGGCAAGGAGAUCCGAUCUCCCCAUAUCUCUUUGUCUUGUGCAUGGAGAGACUCUGCCAUCUGAUAGAGCACUCGGUUGAGUUCUGGGGAAUGGAAACUGAUUACCCUCUCACGUGGGGGUCCAAAGUUGUCACACAUCUGUUUUGCCGAUGA